Messenger RNA from Penicillium macrosclerotiorum, 1353 nucleotides. RefSeq lists its product as uncharacterized. Bases 1 to 1353 code for a protein of 450 amino acids. NCBI's taxonomy places the organism in Eukaryota, Fungi, Ascomycota, Eurotiomycetes, Eurotiales, Aspergillaceae. The transcript is spliced from 3 exons. The record is from RefSeq and is a predicted model, not a curated record.
AUGGCGUCCGUUUCCGAUCAAUUCUUCCACCUCGAUGGCUCCAGUCAACAGCCCGAAGAGUGGCUGGACUUCGACCAAUUCUUGGACCUGCCCGCAGCCUAUGGCGAUGAAUAUUCCGCCUCGGCCUCCGCCACUUCGGUCUCCCCGGACAUGGCUCUUCCGUACGAGGCUGAGAUGCUCGCCACAGACCUGCCGGACCUGAUGCAGCCCGCUUUCUCGGACCUAGUCAACUUCGACCUCCCGUCUGAGGGCUUUUACGUCGACCAGUCCCCCGCCAUGGGCAUGAUCCCCGAUCACACCCCGGCCAUGGAGCACGCCAUGUUCACCGGUUAUUACCACCAAUAUGACCCCUCAUUCGACUUUCGACAGAUGGUUGAGGCGCAGGCCGCCGCAGACCCGCGUGUUGCGUCCAUCAAGGAGAAGCGCCGAGAAGCCGCCAUUGCGCUACACCUGCAACGAUUAUGUGAUGCCACAGCCCUCGACCUUGACAUGUCCUCCGACUCCAACACCAGCUUCUCCUCUCCAGCCUGGUCAGAGUACAUCCGCGAAAGCUCGUCCCCUCAAUCCGCCAGUGCGAGCCCGCAGACCCCAUCGGCUCCACCUCCGGCAUCCGGCAACGCAGGGUUGGAGCUGGUGCUCGACCUGAAUAUGAAUGCCACCACCAACCUACCCAAGAAGCAGAAACCUCGUUCUCAGGCACAGAAGGAGAACUACAUCAAGGCCCGAAAGUAUGGCGCGUGCGAGAAGCACAAGAAGCAGCACAAACGCUGCAACUGUCUCGAGAAGGCUGCAGCGGCCCGUCUAGGCGUCAAUGAUGUUUCACUGAACGCCGCGUUCCAAGAACGAUCGCAACGAUCAUCCCACUCCACGCCAGUUCUGCCCGAUCUACGCACCUUUGGCAUCCCAGGCCACGAAAGGUCGUCUGUUUCACCAACCCUAUUCCCAUCAGUCAAGGUGAUCAAGAAACUCACAAACCACUCUCCGGGUCACGACUCCUCUAACGCGAUCCACAGCACAAGGUUUGUGCUGUACAACCCCGCAAUCACCAGUCAAGGCAUCGGCCCCAAGCGCAAGCUCGGUCUACCACCGCCCUCGUCCAGUUUCGACUUCCCCUUCGGCAGUCAAUACGGAUUACAAGGCAGAUGGCCAAUCCAACACGUGCUGGCGCUUUAUGGGCUUCUCUCCGACAGUUACUUCUUUCUCCAGCGAGGAGAAGAAGAAGGAUGUCAACACGAAACCCGCCGUACAAACAACAACAGCUCCGGUGAGGGGUUUCAGCUUGAGCAGCAAGCGCUCCACAGCGAUAGACGGAGCUGUCCGUCUACAAGACACAACUUCCUUCGCGCCAAAUGA